Danaus chrysippus (African queen) is the source of this 7653-nucleotide messenger RNA. The record is from the annotation of a GenBank genome assembly. Lineage: Eukaryota; Metazoa; Arthropoda; Insecta; Lepidoptera; Nymphalidae.
AUGAUGGAGGCCGGAUUCAUCCCGGUGUCGGGGCCCGGCGGCGGCGGGAACGUUCCUCCGCCCGCCGUCGUGGCGCCACCGGCGAACGUCAUACGAGCGCCGGGAUUAAAACGCGGGAAAAUGGAGGAGGCUAUAUCAGAUCGGAUAAAAUUGGAGACGGUCUUCGGUCUGACUGUGAGCAGCAACGCGGCUUUAGACUCCGACCCUCACACUGAGCUGGUGGCAUAUCCCGCUGGGUGUACAGUGGUUCUUUACAAUGUACGUAAGAACAGACAGUCUCACGUGUUGAACGCGUCAAGGAAGAGCGUCACUUGCGUGGCAUUUUCUCCUGAUGGCAGAUACUUGGCCACGGGGGAGUGUGGCCACGCGCCCGCCGUCAGGGUCUGGGACCUCCAGGAUCCGACAGCCUCGGGCGCGGUUCAAAUAGCGGAGUUCCCGGGACACACUCAUGGAGUUAAUUGUGUGGCCUUCUCAACGUCAUCCAAAUACCUGGUGUCGGUAGGGUCUCAACACGACAUGAUCGUGAACGUGUGGGACUGGCGCGCGAACCUCAAGCUGGCCAGCAACAAGGUCUCGUCAAGAGUCAAAGCCGUCAGUUUCUCGGAGAACGGAAACUACUUCGUGACGGUCGGCUUCAGGCACGUCAAGUUCUGGUAUUUGGAAUAUUCCAGGAAUGCUAAGUUCAAGGAGCCGGUGCCUCUGAUGGGUCGUUCAGCUAUCCUGGGGGAGCAGAAGGACAACGAAUUCUGUGACGUGGCGUGCGCGCGAGGUGGCAGUGACGCGACAUACGCUAUCACACGCUCCGGACUACUUUGCGAAUUUAAUAGCAGGAGGCUGUUGGAUAAAUGGGUGGAGCUCAGGACCACGUCCGCCAACUGCAUGUCUCUGGGCCGCUCGUACAUCUUCGUGGGCUGCGCGGAGGGCAUCGUGAGGUGCUUCGCCCCCGACACGCUGCGGUACAUCACUACCCUGCCCCGGGCGCACUACUUGGGAGUCGAUGUGGCUGGGGGCUCCAACAUCAGUCACAUGUUCAGUCACCCCCCCGAGGCCCGUUACCCGGACGCCGUGGCGCUCACGUACGACGAGAGGAACCACAAGCUGACCUGCGUGUACAACGAUCACAGUCUGUACGUGUGGGACGUGCGGGACAUUAAGAGGGUGGGUAAGUCCCACUCGUCGUUGUACCACUCCGCGUGUAUCUGGGGCCUGGACAUGGUGUCUUCAGGUCCGCUGGGUCCCGGCUGCUUCCUGUCCUGCUCCAGCGAUGAUACUGUCCGUCUGUGGACACUUAGUGGAUCUAAUAAUAUAUAUAGCAACGAAUUAAGCAAAAUCCUGUACAUUGACCCCGAGCUGAAGUUUCUAAAGGACGUUGACCUCACGGCGACCAGUGAUAAGGACAAGUCUAAGACAUAUGAUGAUAAAACAGGCGUCAGAUGUGUCCGCGUGUCUCCGUGCGGCGAGCACAUAUCAGCGGGUGACCGAGCGGGUAAUGUGUGGGUGUAUGACGCCCGCGGGACCUUGCUGCACACGCUGGAGGCUCAUGAUGCGGAGGUUCUGUGUCUGGAGUACAGCAGCCAGCCACGACUACUGGCAUCAGCCUCUAGGGAUAGGCUGGUGCAUGUGUUCAGUGUGGAUAGGGGCUACCAGAUCCUCCAGACUCUUGAUGAGCACUCCUCAUCCAUCACGGCCGUGAGGUUCCUUAACUCCGGAGCCGGUCUACAGCUGGUGUCGUGCGGCGCUGACAAGACUAUACUGUUCAGACAGAUGAGGACGAACCCUGACGGCAGCUUCCAGUUCCAACGCGGACAGAACGUGUCGGGACGGAGCACCCUCUACGACAUGGAGGUGGACGCGGGCGGGCGGCACGUGCUCACAGCCUGCCAGGAUCGUAACGUGCGUGUGUACAGCGCGGCUCACGGGCGACACACCAAGACGUUCAGAGGGACUACGGCUGAAGACGGGACGCUCAUUAAGGUGGCCCUGGACAGUAGCGGCAUUUACCUAGCCACUUCGAGCACCGACAAGCUGCUGAGUGUGUAUGAUUACUACUCCGGGGAGUGUAUGGCCACGAUGUACGGACACUCGGAGAUAGUCACCGGACUCAAGUUCACUCCAGACUGCCAGCAUCUCAUCUCCGCGUCGGGUGACGGCUGUAUGUUCGUGUGGAGGGUGCCUCACGACAUGGUGGUCACUAUGAGGGCCAGGCUCGCGCAACAGGCGAUACGACAUGGACGUAAGGCUCCCACAAACGGCGCGAGCGUCCCGUCCAGCGAGGCGGAGUCCUACUGGGGCUCCCCGCCGAGGGACCUGCCGCCGCCCGGGGAGGCCUUCGCCGCGCCCGUCGUGCCUGACUACACUCUCCGUAUAGGUCGUCUUCCGUCAUGGGCCAAGAAGAGUCUGGGCGACGAGCUAGUGCCUGGCGCCCAGCCCACCGCCCCGCCCACCGGCCCCGCCCCCGCCGCGGCGCCCGUCCCCCUCGCCCGCGGCAAGUGGGCCACGAGGAUACUACCCUCUGAUAAGCGGGUUGACUCCGACGGGUCCAAGGACAGCUCCAUAGACAGUGGAACAGACACCAGGUACCACGACCGGAGACACAAACAGGUUACGUUAAACCUAACCCAAGCUCGACCCGAGGCGCGCAUUCGGCAUCACACCGACGACUCAUCGUUAGGGAGUCUCAAGUUCGAGGAUCAAGAGUCAACAGAACAUGAUGGUGAUGUAGAGGAUAUAUCAGAUGGUGAGAGGACUUCCUCCUCGGAGAGAGGCAGACCGACAUACUACCCCGGGAACAACGAUGAUGACGUGCCCAGUGAGUUCCUAGUGAACGCCAUGGACGCGGCGGAGCUCCGUCAGUCUGUCCGUCGCGCGCGUCGCUGGGCCGCGCCCGCGCCCGCCUCGCUCACGGGCUCGCCGAGAGACUCGGACGAAGACGAGGUGUCUACACCGUCGGGUGACAACGCGGAGAGGAACCCUCUGUCGGGCUCCAGCGAGUCACUCGACACGCUCGGCCGGAGGGAGAAAUACAUACAGUCGGCCUUCGACAGUCUGACUGGAGCGGGGGAGGGGGACGCGACGCACGGGGGCAACACGUCACUAUCAUCGCAGCACCGCGCGCCGCGUGACCCCGAGGCGGCAAGGAGGAGGGAGGAGCUUCAGAGGAGGAUACACGAGACGAGGAGGCAGCUGGAGACGGUGGCGUUUCGAUCGAAUCUUAAAUCGAGCCAGUCAACGACGGACCUGUCAUACAUUCCAGAGAAAGAUGGCUCCCGGCGAAGUAGACCGCUGUCUAUGGCCGUGACGAGCAACAAUAGACAGUUUGGAUUCACUAAAACCCAAAUAUGUCCCGAGGACAAUAUGGAUAGCUUGAAUUAUUUCGAUAGUCUAAAUUAUCAGAAUCUAGACUAUCGAAGUAAGAACCCCUACGCCAUACCCGCUAAUCUGAAUCAUAAUAUAAUACCGGAGUAUUUUGACCGCGGGCCGAGUAUACCGCCGCGCGCGCCGUCAACACACAGACAAGGGAACUUACCACAUAAACCGACGAAUGUAAAAGAAAAUCAAAAGCCACUAGCAUUCACCAUAGACAUGAAGAAACCUGCUUCAAAAGUCUUCACCAGACUAUUCCCGACGGCUUCCGAUGAAAAGGAACCGCCUAAGCUACCGCCACGAAAUUUCCAUUUGAAUCUCAACGAAAAGCCUCAGCUGAAAACUCCCAAACCUAACGCUCGCAGCAUAUUCAAAAACUACAAAUCAUGUCCGGUUUCGCCUGUCUCCGAAGAGUGCAAGUGGGCGGAUAAAGUGGAACAGAAUCAAGUCAAAGAUAAUGAUACAGAUAGGCAAAGAACAGAUGCUAAGAAGAGAAACUCACUGAGCUUCUUUAUCGGUCUGGAUAAAGGAAAAGAGAGUAGAAGUAUUGUGGAUACUAUUAAGAGUGACACGGAGAAGAUGAUAGCGGAAAUAACGAAGAAAUAUGGAGACCUGGAUGAAUAUGAACCGGGGUCACAUGAAGACUUGGACCUACAGCCGACCAGGGACAUAGAUAAGGAUGAUGGAAACUUCUCAUCAGAUUCAUUGGAAGACUGCAGUUUGAGUCAGGACGUUAGCUGCAAAAACAAACUGCUGUCCAAGAAGAUAUGCAAGAAACAUAAUAAAGCGAAAACUGGACUGCCAAGACGAGCCGUCUCCAACUAUGAAAUAUACGGCGCGUAUGAUAAGCAAGUACCUUUGAGACUGGCUGUGGCGGAAAAGAGUUCGACUUUACCGCGGAAUAUGCCGUCGAAUCUGGAUGACAUUAUGGAUGAAGACGCAAUGACGUGUACGAUGUACAGAUGUCAGAGCGUCCUAACGAAGCGAUGCGUCACCAGGUCCAAUGAAUCAGUCCUCAGCGAUCACUCUAACGGUUCGAGUGUUUCAAACGAGAUAUUCCUCAAGUACGGCAACGAAGUCGCCUUCCAGCAAGCCAAAUUCGCGGACAGUCGAUACAAUCUCAACGGGUCACAAAACUGCUCGUAUGAAAACAUAAAUGAACCAGACAUGAGUUACUUGGAGAACCAUAGACAUAGCAGCGCAAGCUUCUUCCUCAAUCAGAAGAAAUACAUGAAGAACAGCUGCAGCCAGGAGUCCGUGUUAUCUGAUGAAUAUUUAGAUAACGACAUACAGAUGUCACGAACCAAUUGUAAUUCACUAGAAAGUGUUCUUUCCGAUGACUCGGAAUGCACGAAGAGCGCGCCUCUAGAAAUGCUUUUUGAAGCCGCGAAACCUUUCCGUCAUAAAAAUAAACCUGCUGGAGUAACGAACAGCCAGAGUUGUUACGAAUUUGACAAUCAGUCGAAGAGUUACGGCUCUAGUCCGAAUAAUGUUCAGUAUUUAACCGGAUAUAUGUACAACAAUUACUUCCAAGAACCUUCUAGUCCGCGGGCGGAUUACAAAGAACCGUGUACGGUGGUAGCGACUAAACCUCCGAUAAAUAAAGUGUACGGCUUCGAUAUACCGACAGGAGAAUACUCAGGACAUAAAACGGUCACCCGCUCUAAAAGUUUAUACGAUUCUUCAUCAAAGCAACCUCCGCCGGCAAAAAAUAUAGCUUAUUACUUCGACGGGAACAACAUACAACAAUAUAAACCAGAAACAAAACAGGAUGAAAUACCGCGCUUGAGUAAAGUAGAUGAAAUUCCUCGGCUGAAUAGAGUAGAUUACAUGGCAAGCACCAGCAAGUCACUUCAACCGAAAUUCGCUGAAAAACAUAAAUAUAGAAGUGAAAUGGAAGGCUGUGACAAUAAUGCGAUGGUAAAGUCCAAAAGUUGCAGCUUCGAGGUUGUGUUGGAACCGGCUUCAAAACCGAAUCCAUUGAAAAAUUUAAUGGAAAAGCGAAAUUCACAUGUAAAGAAGAAUCUACAAAAGUUCGAGGAACAAAUACGAAAGAGCUCUCAGAGUAAAGUCAGUAAGAACCAACUCAAUAAAGAAAAGGCUAACGUAGCCAAAUAUAACAACGCCACGAAAAGUUUAGAGAGAGACUCCGGACAAAAAAUGAGUAAUACAAAAAUAACCAUGGAGUUUGUACCUCACAAGCCGCCCAAACCUAUCAAGAGAACGUCUUCCGUUAAAAUGAAUAACAGACUGAAAGCUGGCUUGGAAAAAUCCACCUACAGCUCGUCCAUCUCCUCACAAUAUAAAGCAAAAUUAGACGGAUUACAGAACAAGAACUACAUCUCGAACAGAAAACAAGAAGAUAAAAACUCAAACCUAGAAGACGCUUCAGAUAGCACGGAAAAAACAUUCGACGUAUUCGUCAAAGAGAAAGAUAUAAACGAAAACAGAUCCGAGAUACAAAUGGACAGCUUAGAAGUAUAUGCGAUGCAGAGAAUAGAAAGAAUGAACCAAGUUAGCAUGGAUUCAUUAGACGUGAUAGAAGAUAACCACGACUUCGCCAAAGACUCGUUGGAUUACUACGGAGAACAGGAUAAUAAAUACUAUAAUAAGGCUGUCAAAGAAAAAUCUAACAUCAAUUACGUUAAAAAUGAAUUAGACAAGCCUUGUAACAGCGGGCAUAACAUCGCAUCCAAAGAAAACAUAGCGCCGGGAUUCAGUGAUGAAGUGAAGAAAUUCAGAUAUAUAGAACGAAAGCUGGAGAUAAUAAACAAAUUAGUGGAGAUGGAAGAGAGGAAGAUACUGCAAGAAAAAGUAUUAAAAGAGUUCAGAAUGAGACCAUUGAAAGCUAAUAUCAACGAUGGGAAAGGAGUCGUUAAAGUAUUGUCCAGGAAAUUCGAAAAACUGGCGACAAAACAGAGCACUGUACCGAAUUUUGCAUCACUGACGCUAGAAGAAGCGGAUACGGAUACUGAAAACUCUGAUAACAAAGAAAUCAAAAGAAAUCUAAGUCUUCCAGACAUAUUAGAUAUGGAUCAAAUCGGUUUAACAGUAGGCGGAGUGGAUGUGUCCAACGAAGACGGAAACACAAUGGAUAUGGAAGAAGAAGUCCCAGAAACAAAACUCAAUAAUACAUUCCAAAAUAUACCGCGGCCUUUAAAACCAUUAACACACAGAGUUUACAACGAAAUGGUUAUACCAAAAACUGACGUGCACCUCGACAGCGAGAAUUACGAAUCAUCCACCACAAGUUCUAGCUGCACGAAUUCACCAAAACGCAUAUCUAUAUACGGCUUCAACCGACCGAAGACUCCGUUCAGGAAAAUAUUACGAGCUCCCACACCGCGCGUGUGUUCAGAUACUCCGUGUUAUAGGAUGAGGUCUAUGUAUAGCGGGCCCGGCGUUAGAGGCCUGCUCCGUAAAAUCCCCGUAACUCCCGUCCUGCCAUCGAAAUUCUCACCACUAACAGGAGCAUCAAAACCAGCUCAGCCGAGUCCUAACGGCAAAUCUCCGAGUGGGUUCGUGAGACCGGCUCCACGUUACAACGGCAAGUCUAAUAUGACGAGGAGUUCUAGCGUCGGUGUAUUGAACCAGAGCGACUCGGAGUCUGACCCGCCACACCGGGCCCAGGCCGGGUCCCGAUCAGGUCUCAUGAGGCCCACGAUCAGUUCUGCCAACAAGGCAGCCGCUAACACGGCCCGCAGACGAGGCCUGGCUAACGCGUAUAGUACAGCGAGCGUGGCGCGUUCCGAGUCGAGUUCGGAGGCCGAGGGCGAAGCCCCGCGACCUCGCGCCGCCUCCGCUGACAGAGCUCAAAGAAAGAUAGCAGGUCGCAGCGGCAGUGAACGUGACAUAUCUUCUAAAGCGCGCGAAGUGACGGCGCGCCUCACAAGCAGACCGAGACCGAAGCAGGAGAAUACACAGGAUAAUAAUAUGUCGCCGUCAGCUCUAUGCGCGGCGUUGACCGAGCAGCUAACAAGGACGGCGGGGAAGGUGGCCGCCUUGUACCGGGCGCUGCAGGACGACCCGCGCUCAGACGGAGAUAUUAGCGGUCUAGAAGCAGCCAUCCUUGAGACUCAGAAGGUUCUCAGGAAUGCUGUGAGUCAGAACGGUGAAGAGGCAGCAAGUAAAGUGGAGCACACCGCUAAAGAUGUGUCUCCGGGUCACCCAGCGAUGUCAUUGAUCGAGCAAUACUCUGACAUGUUACUCAAUAUGAUGCAGAAUAAAAUGGUGAACCAGUUUUCACAGAGCCCGCAAAGCCUUCCGCCUUCAACCAGGGAAGAAAGCUAG